Equus quagga is the source of this 1434-nucleotide messenger RNA. Its product is annotated as olfactory receptor 10J1-like. Gene Ontology annotation, molecular function: G protein-coupled receptor activity; olfactory receptor activity. The record is from RefSeq and is a predicted model, not a curated record. The transcript has 2 exons. Bases 1 to 1434 code for a protein of 477 amino acids. NCBI's taxonomy places the organism in Eukaryota, Metazoa, Chordata, Mammalia, Perissodactyla, Equidae. Gene Ontology annotation, biological process: G protein-coupled receptor signaling pathway. Gene Ontology annotation, cellular component: membrane.
AUGCCAAGACUCAAUUUCACAGCUGUGACAGAGUUUAUCUUUGAAGGUUUUUCCAUUUUUGGGUGGCAGCACAGACUCUUCCUCUUUGGAGUCUUUUUGAUCUUGUACCUGUUGACCCUUGCCAGCAAUGCUAUCAUCUUGACAGUUAUCCACCUCAACCGUCAACUUCACACACCCAUGUACUUCUUUCUGAGUGUGCUGUCCAUAUCUGAGACCUGUUAUGCAGUAGCCAUCAUCCCCCGAAUGCUGUCCAGUCUCCUUAAUCCCCAACGAGUCAUCUCCAUUCCAGAUUGUGCCACCCAGCUCUUCUUCUAUCUCACUUUCGGUAUCAACAACUGCUUCCUGCUCACAGCCAUGGGAUAUGAUCGUUAUGUGGCCAUCUGCAACCCCCUACAGUAUUCAGUCAUCAUGGGCAAAAAGACUUGUAUACAGUUGGCAAGUGGAUCCUGGAGCAUUGGCCUGAGCACAGCCAUCAUUCAGGUGUCUUCUGUGUUCAGCCUGCCAAUGAAGGGAGAAAACCAUACCCUCAUAACUGAGUUUGUUUUCCAGGGUUUCUCAAGCUUCCAUGAGCACCAGCUCACCCUUUUUGUGGUGUUCCUUGCAUUCUACAUCUUAACCUUAGCAGGCAAUGUAAUCAUUGUGACCAUUAUCCGAAUUGAUCAUCAUCUCCACACUCCCAUGUACUUCUUCCUGAGCAUGCUGUCUACUUCAGAGACUGUACAUACAUUGGUCAUUCUCCCAAGGAUGCUCUCCAGCCUUGUGUGUGUGAAUGAGUCCAUCUCACUGGCAGGUUGUGCCACUCAGAUGUUCUUUUUCAUAACCUUUGGUAUCACUAACUGCUUCCUGCUCACAGCAAUGGGUUAUGACCGCUAUGUAGCUAUCUGCAACCCCCUGAGAUACACAGUUAUUAUGAACAAGAGGGUGUGUGUCCAACUGGUGUGGGGAGCCUGGAGCAUUGGGCUGAUUGUAGCAACGACACAGGUGACAUCUGUAUUCAGGUUACCUUUCUGUGCUGCCAAAGUGUCACACUUCUUCUGUGACAUCCGACCUGUGAUGAAGCUCUCCUGCAUUGAUACCACUGUUAAUGAGAUCUUGACUUUGAUCAUCAGUGUGCUGGUGCUUGUUGUACCUAUGGGUCUGGUUUUCAUCUCUUAUGUCCUCAUCAUCUCCACCAUCCUCAAGAUCGCCUCUGCUGAGGGCCGAAAGAAAGCUUUUGCCACCUGUGCUUCUCAUCUCACUGUGGUCAUUGUCCACUAUGGCUGUGCUUCCAUUGCCUACCUCAAGCCAAAGUCAGAGAACACCAGGGAUCAGGAUCAGCUGAUUUCAGUGACCUACACUGUCAUCACCCCCCUACUGAACCCUGUAGUGUACACCCUGAGGAACAAAGAAGUCAAGGAUGCUCUGCUCCGGGUCAUUGUCAGGAAGCUUUCCUGA